AAGAGCUCAGGCGCGUAAAUAGAAAGUGAGGACUCUGGGGAGUGGGUAGAGCGUCCCGCAUCCCCCGAGGAUUGUUGAAGUACAGUGCUGGGGACUUGUUUUGAUGCCCUGAUGCCUAAGUGUUUUUGGAUGGCACUGUGUGUGAGGACUCCAGCUGUUCUGAUGAUAGCCUAAGAAGAUUGCACGCUGUUCCCUCUCAGCGCCAAGCCAGGCCCAUUUGGAACCUUGGCUCUUGGACCUUCAUGGAGACCAGCUCCUGGCAGGAAACUGGCACCCCGAUGGUUCCUCCAUGUGAAGUUGUCUCUGGCUGUGGGCUGACUAGAGGACACCUGGUGGCCAGGCCAGCCCUUUGUCGGUCAUCCAGGUCGGGGCAGCAUGGUGCGGAUUCAGAGGAGGAAGCUUCUGGCCUCUUGCCUGUGUAUGACAGCGACUGUCUUUCUGAUGGUCACACUCCAGGUAGUGGUUGAGCUUGGGAAAUUUGAAAGGAAGAAGCUUAAAGACUCCAAUGUGCAAGACGGACAUAGAGAUGUGGAGGGGGAGCCUAAACACCUGAAACCAUUUCCUGAAAAGGAAGCACUGGCCUUGGCUGGGAGGCCCAAGGUGGAUGCUGGUAGCUACCCCAUCGUGCUGUGGUGGUCCCCACUGACUGGAGAGACUGGCAGGCUCGGCCAGUGUGGGGCAGAUGCUUGCUUCUUUACCAUCAACAGGACCUUCCAGCAUCAUCCGAUGACCAAGGCCUUCCUAUUCUACGGUACUGACUUUAACAUAGACAGCUUACCUUUGCCUCGGAAAGUCCACCAUGACUGGGCCCUUUUCCAUGAAGAGUCCCCCAAAAACAAUUAUAAGCUCUUCCAUAAACCAGUCAUCACCUUAUUCAACCAUACGGCCACGUUCAGCAGGUAUUCCGACUUGCCACUGACUACGCAGUACCUGGAAGGCGUGGACGUCCUGAAGUCACUCAGAUACCUAGUUCCUUUACAGUCUAAGAACAACCUAAGACAAAAACUGGCCCCAUUGGUAUAUGUUCAGUCGGACUGCGAUCCACCAUCAGACAGGGACAGCUAUGUCCGGGAGCUGAUGGCGUACAUUGAAGUUGAUUCCUAUGGCGAGUGUUUACAGAACAGAGAUCUUCCUCAGCAGCUGAAAAACCCCGCCUCCAUGGAUGCUGAUGCUUUCUACAGAGUCAUUGCCCAGUAUAAGUUCAUCCUGGCCUUUGAGAAUGCGGUCUGUGAUGAUUAUAUCACAGAGAAGUUCUGGAGACCACUGAAACUGGGGGUCGUGCCUGUGUAUUACGGAUCCCCCACUAUCUCCGACUGGCUUCCAAGUAACCGAAGCGCCAUUCUGGUAUCGGAAUUCUCUCACCCCAGAGAGCUGGCGAGCUUCAUUAGGAGACUGGAUUAUGACGAUGGGUUGUAUGAGACCUAUGUAGAGUGGAAGCUAAAGGGCGAGAUCUCUAACCAGCGGCUUCUGACAGCUCUCCGGGAACGGGAGUGGGGUGUGCAGGACAUUAACCAGGACAACUACAUUGACACGUUCGAGUGUAUGGUGUGCCGCAGGGUGUGGGCAAACAGUAGGCUACAGGAGCAGGGCUUACCACCCAAACAAUGGAAGGCAGAUGUUAGCCACCUGCAUUGCCCAGAGCCUACCUUGUUCACCUUCUCAUCUCCAGCUUCUCCGGCCCUACGUGGGAGAUCGUUGCGAGAGCUGUGGCUACCUAGCUUUCAACAGUCUAAGAAAGAAGCCCAGGCACUGAGGUGGCUGGUGGAUAGGAAUCAAAAUUUUUCAUCUGAAGAGUUCUGGGCUCUAGUAUUCAAGGACUAAUUUUAAAAGGUACUAGACUAACAGAGUAAGCUUAAUUCUCUUGGUGGCCUUAAUAUUUGAAGAUGAAAGAUGAUGGCUAUUCUACUGAGUAUCCUAUAGGAUAAUGAAGUCAUUGUAGCAGUUCUCACACAGAGCCCUGGCAAGUAGUAGCUGAGAAUGACCUCUGGGGGUUGCUUCUGUAUUUUUAUACUAAAAAAGGAGUAGGCUUUUUAAAAUGGACAUUGGUUGUCUUCAGGUGAUGCAUUUGGACCCAGGUACUGGCUGUCUUCUGUGGAAACCGACUUGAGCCUUCCUUGCUACACAUUAUCUAGCUGUGAGUUGUGUGACGCCCACCUCCCUGUUAGCGGCUCCUUGGUCUGCAGCAAAGCCCAGUUUGUUGAAUGAAUGAACCGCAUUAGAACUUGGCAGUGAGAGACUCCAUCUGUUGUUCUUGGGGACGUGAGUGAGUAAGAAAAGCACUGUCAAGCUCCUCUGCUCCCCAAGUACAAAAAACCGGGACCCGUGCGUGUCUUCCUUCCUCUCCACACCUGCAAGCCACCUCGACAGUCCUGCCUAUAUUUACUUCACCUGUGCCCUCCUCUCAUUUCCCCUUGAAGGGGAAUUUUUUUAUAAAGACGUAACUUCUCCUAGUUUCUCCAUCAGUGAGAGGUCACUCAUUAUUUCUUAUGCUACAGAGGUGGAAGAGGAAAAAUGGUCAGUCUCAUGGCAACCAGCCAUUUGUUUUGAUCAAGUUGUGGGAUGAGAAUGCCCUGGGCUCUCCUCUGGUUUGAAGCCGAUUGCUCUGAGAGUGAUGGAUACAGCCUGUCACGGAAGGCAGGCAGGCAGGCUGCUGUGGAGUAUUUCCUAAUUUCUAAGGCUGCUGGAAAAGGUUCAGCCAUAUCAUCUGGUUACCUACGGGAGCUCUCUGCAAACUGGGAAGAACAACACUGGCUUUCAUUGCAGUAGCUGGUAAGAAGACUUCUGGCCCACACCAAAGCCUUUGGAUAACGAAUGUGUGGGCUUCUGUGUUCUUUCUGUGGGAAGACAAGCCAUUGCUCUACAGCUGUGGCAGCCAGCCUGUGAGAAAUGAGGGUUGAAAGCAGCGCAUUUCUUCAGGAGCAGCUGGGUCACCUUCCUGGUGGCAGAACCUGUCUGUGGAGAGUUUCUCCUCAACCUCACAUCUGUCACGGACUCAACAUGAUCAUAGACAAAUCUCUUAACCUCCCUGGGCCUUGAAUUUGUAUCUUAGGAAGAAGUGGUUGAGCUGGCCUUUGACGUUGUAACUUUUUCAAAUUACUCAUCAAAGUUUAAGAUGGUUAAUUUCCUAUGUGCUUUUGACUAAUGUGGGAAUGAACUGGCGUAGAUGUGUGUUUUUCAAGAAAUGUGUUCUUUGGAGGAAGGAGCGCAUGCGUUUUUCAUAGCAUUGGGAACGAAGGGGAUUCUAUCUAAUAACACCGACACUGUUAAAGUGUUUGAAAAGGGGUUGUUGGUGUGAAGUCAGGCCUUAAACUGUGUGCUGAAUGAAGUGGAAUGCUUCCUGAAUCCUCAGAAAUGGUCUGCCAAAGGAUUUAUAACUUUGACAAAAUAACAGAGUAGCUCCACUUUCCAUAAAUGUCUGAAUCAAAUGCUCAGUGCUUUCAUGUGGGUCUCAAAUCUCAAUAUGUCAGGCAAUUCUUCAACAUUUAUUUCUUUUUGAGAACUUCAAAUAUGCCAUGACGGAUCUGAUCCUCCCCCACCCCUCCCAAUGUCUCGGCAAUGUCCACCCCUCCUUUGUCUUUAUUUUAAGUUAAAAAUAGAAUCUUCUCUCAU
Messenger RNA from Mus caroli (Ryukyu mouse), 3609 nucleotides. It is a transcript of the gene Pofut3, whose product is annotated as protein O-fucosyltransferase 3. Lineage: Eukaryota; Metazoa; Chordata; Mammalia; Rodentia; Muridae. Gene Ontology annotation, cellular component: Golgi membrane. Gene Ontology annotation, molecular function: alpha-(1->3)-fucosyltransferase activity. The record is from RefSeq and is a predicted model, not a curated record.